Echinostoma caproni is the source of this 735-nucleotide messenger RNA. The record is from the annotation of a GenBank genome assembly. NCBI's taxonomy places the organism in Eukaryota, Metazoa, Platyhelminthes, Trematoda, Plagiorchiida, Echinostomatidae.
AUGCUCGUGGCUACCAUAAUUUUAUUGAUUCAUGUUGUUUUAUCUGGAUCCACUUCCACGAAACGUAAUGUAAAAUUUGAGCAAGAAACCAGUGGCAGUACUGUUGUUUCCUCUUCGGUUGCCCAACAUUCGGAAUUAAAAUUGCAACACCUGCAUUUGCUUUUCCGUCACGGUGAUAGAUCACCUAUAAAUAGGCGAAUCAUCGAUCAAAGCACGUUCAAUAAGUUGUGGCCACAUGGUUACGGCCAGUUGACAGAUAUCGGUAUUGAACAAGAGUUCGAAUUAGGACGUUGGAUGCGCAAGAAAUAUGGAAAUUUCAUUCCAUCGGAAUACAAUGCUUCGGACUUUCAUAUGCGCAGCACUGACAUAGACAGAACUCUUAUGUCAGCUGAAUCGGUCAUCGCGGGGGUCUUUUUGAACUCUUCUACUCCUCUGGCUGGUUAUGGAAUACACUGGCGUCCUAUUCCCGUGCAUACAGUUCCUGAGGUUGGUUUACAGAUGACGUUUGUAUCGUCCUUCUUAAUGAGAAACCUAAUAUGCGCUGUGGUUGUAAGUAAAUUGCAUUUCAGUAAUAUUCAAAUCGAUUUGGGUCAUAUGAAUCUGCUCGGAAUAUUUUACCACUUGAGAGAAUCACCAUGUCCCACUGUAUCGGUUUUUUCCAGGCUGUUUGUUUCUAAAGGCCGUCACGAUACUUCGCUUUUGAUAGCUCAACGAGUAAAACCAAGGGGCAAGUAG